UGGUAACAAAACUAUAUAAACAUGAACUUUGGCAAACAUGUGCGUUUAUUUAAAUGCGAAGAAAUAACGGUGUGACUUUAUCAUUGCAGGAUUAGUUCUAUGAAUAAAUUUCGAAGAUGUCUUCUGAACCAAGCACAUCUACUGAUUCUUCCCUGCUGUAUUCUGAAUAUGUACACUCGGAUCCUGUCGAACGAGUUGUAGAAGCUGCAGACAAUAAGAAAAAAGAAAAACCGGUAAUAAAGUUUACUAAAAGCUUAGUGCUUGCAAGAGUUAUUGGUCUUCUAUCUGCUUUCAAGGAAAGCGAAAAGGAAUUGAAAAAGAAGCCUGAAAAGGAACGCAAUAUUGAAAUAUGCGAAGAAGGUGCUCCUGUAGUCGAAAUGGAUGUUGCAGUAUUAAAAGAACCUACUGAUGGUGAAUCAUCAACAACUGUAAAGUGUGUAGAUACUUCUAGCGAUUCCAGUGAUUCUGACAGUGAUGAAAAUACCAAUCUACCUGAAUGUUUUAGUAAUAUUUUUGAAAAAGAUGCAUCCGAUCCCAAAGUAUUCCGAUUAGUGACUGCAGAAUCUAAAGAUUCUGAAUCGUCAAGUAGUUCUUCAGAGGAAGAGGUUUGUAAACCUUCAGAGGAUUUAAAAUCUGAAAACAUUGUAGUAGACACUGUAUUAACAAAUUCUGAAUUAGAACAACCUCCUGCAAAGAAAAUUUGUGUUAUGUAAUAAUGCUACUAUAAGUUAUUCAUAUUUGUAUAUUUUGUGUUCAUAAAAGGAAAAGUUUCAUUGUAAAUAAAAAAAUGAAAUAAACUUUUCUUUAAAAUUGUUUUUUAAAGUAACAACUUAUUUCUAUAUUUAAUGUUGUUUGUUGCUGAUCAAUAGCUGAUUUAGGAAUUUCGCAGCACUAAACGGUACAUACUAAGAGGCCACUUUUCUAAAAAAAAAAACCUGUUUAAUUUGGGUUAAUAAUUCAGAAUUUUUUUAUUUAAUAUGUUAAUGAAUUAUUUAGGUUAAUUUUUAUUUUUGUAACUUCCAGAAAGUAUAUAUAUAUUUAUUAUAGCAUCUGCAUUUGUAUAAAAAAAUUACUUAGACUCUUGUUGUUUAUAAAUAUUAUAAUAAUAAAGUGAAUGUAAUGAAACAAAUAGGAACCUGAUCAAUUGUAUUUAAUUAGUGUUAUUAUCCUAAUAUUUUAUAAUUCAUAUAAUUUGUAUUUGUUAUGAAUUUAUUUAUUUGGUCAUGAGACUAAUAAUAAUUUUUCAUUUGAUUGCCUACAGUCUUCAUACUUCCAUAAUUUUCAUACAUCAUGAUAAACCUAGGUAGUCAGAAAAUCUUUUUGACCUACCCCCUCCCGCCACACACACUAUUUAUAGUUCCUGUCAUUAUAAAUUAGUUAUCUGUUGUAUGAUGUAUUGCCAUGUUUAUGAAUUUUAUAAAUCUUUUGCUAUGAUCAGUAUAGAUUUUUUUUUUUAAGCAUGAAUUUGGAUUACAUAUGUCAUAAAGAAAUUGUGACAAUUUUCAUCAUUUUUUUCCCCCUUUUAAGAAUUUGCUCAAAAUGCAGUUCACCAAAAAUAACUUUUAUAUCCGGUUUCUGUAUAAAAUUGCCCCCCCCCCCUGUUCCUUCUUAAGUUUGAAGAAAUCAUAUUAAGCACAUCUGGAGCUUUUCACUUAAAUUAGUUUCAUAGAAAUAAUUGCCUAUUCUUUAAUUUUAAAACAUACUUUGCCAUAUAUUGGAGUUUGUCUUUUAUUUUAAGGGUUAGAAGAAAUAUUGAAAUGUUGUUAAACCUUAUUUUAUGAAUAUUAUUACGCCAUUGUUUUGUAUUAAAUGAUCCUUAUUUGCAUAAAACGUCCAGCAACAUUGUUACAGAAUCUCCAUGAUAGUGUCUAGUAUUCAAAAUAUUGAACAAUAUCUUGUGCUAACAUGGAAGAUAGGAGAAAUUUAUUUUUUACCAGGAUAUCUUGGUUUGUUGUUUUAGGCACAAGCUGUGCAAGUAAAAAGUUUUGAAUAGAUAUUGAACAUAUUCAAAAUAUCGCAUAAUAUCUUAUGCUAACAUGUAAGGUAGAAAUUUGUUUUCUACCUGGUUAUUUUGGUUUAUUGUCUCCUGUACAACUUGCACACGGCCCUAUUUAGAUAAAAAGUUUUGAAUAGAUCUCUUGAGCAUGUAUCUGGAUUUAAUGUUUCAUACUAUUGCUCCCUUUUGUUAGCAAAUUUAAGAAUUCCCACUUUU
This is a messenger RNA of Argiope bruennichi, 2212 nucleotides long. RefSeq lists its product as uncharacterized. The coding region runs from base 117 to 713 and encodes 198 amino acids. The record is from RefSeq and is a predicted model, not a curated record. NCBI's taxonomy places the organism in Eukaryota, Metazoa, Arthropoda, Arachnida, Araneae, Araneidae. The transcript is spliced from 5 exons.